UCUUGCUCUGCUGUGCUCUGCUCUACUUCGCCUCUAACUAAACUAUACAUAGCCCACCCCUAGUAGUCGUAUAUCGGCAUCCGAGCCUUGUUUUAUCGCAUCCCUGGACUCGACUUUCGGAUGCCUCUUAUCCCCAUAAUACCCUAGUCUAUCCAAAUACAAUAAUCAUUCCCGACCACGAUAAAGACAUGGCGCAUCAACAUAUUCCUCGCCCGCGAUGACCUCUCGGCCCCCUAUGGCCGUCCCUCCGCGACAGCCUCAGAGAACUCUAAGCGGCUCGGGGCUGUCGCAGUCCCCUACCCAUCAGCGAAAUCUCUCGCAACAGUUUCUACCCCAAUCCCCUAUACGAAAAACGGAGGCUUUCAACGACCAGUCUACCGACGUUGGCGAUGUUGCACAGGGGCGCUUUAACACAUUACCUCGGAGAGGAGGAUCGAGGCUCAAACUCGAACUGGCCAACGAUGGUAUCGAACAUCCUGGCUUCAGCGAAUCCCCCCAAAACCUCGAUGCCCUCUCCUCUAACAAGGCGUUCACCCCGUCGCGGAUCAUGUCCAUGAAUGACGCCUCUGAUGCUGGUGAUACCACUCCCCAUACCUCACGAUGCCACACCACCGAUGAUGACACGAUUCCUCUACCUAUGCCCCCUCGCCGCGCCCGAUUCGUCGUGCCUACGAAGCGGCCAGAACCCCUCACUACAAACACAAACCCGCCUCCCAAGAAAGACACUCGUCCUAAACCGUUUGUCCUCGAGACACCGUCGAUCGCCCCUCGGUACUCGGCUAUGGUCAAACCAGAGCCCACUGGUAAACCCACAAAUAAGGGUAUCACACCUCAUGCGUGUACUGACUCAGGCUUAGGAUAUGCCGACUUCUAUCCCUGGAAUGGAGGACAUCCAGAAGAUGGGUUCUCUGAUAGUAUAAUUAGACAUGGAUUCUUUGACAAGGCGCCGGCACAGUCCACGCAAGAGCCUGCAUCGGCAAAAGCUCCAUUGUUCCCCGCACUGAAACAUAAGAGCGGCCUUCAUACGCUAUCUACCAUAUUUACGGGUAUACUGAAUCAAAGGAGACAUAGCGGCCAAAUCACCUCGGCCUCUACCUUCAAACCCCCGCCCCGAGUCACCUUGACUGACACGAAGAGAGAGAUCUGGCUUAAGGACCUUGCGAACCCUGCCAUCUCCCUCAGACGCCUCAGCCGAACCAUACCCCAUGGAAUUCGUGGCAAGGUCUUACUUGACCAGUGUCUAAAUAAAAAUGUACCUACGGACCGUGCAGUCUGGCUCGCGAAAUGCGUCGGCGCAAACGAGAUCCGGGCCUUCAAGAGAAAGGGAGUCAAUGGCACGUUCGUCAUGGGCGGCGAAUCUAAAUGGAUUAAAGAUUGGACCUUGUUUGUCGAACAGUUUGUCGAGACUGUCUCUAACGCAUUUAGCGAGAAGGACUGGAAAACUAAAGUGACCUAUGCCAUUCGCCUUGCUACCCAUCUCUACGCCGAACAUCUUUUAGACCGCGAUCAUUAUAUGGACUGGCUAGUCGCUGGCCUGGAAAACAGCAACCAAGCCAAACUCCCUAUGUGGCUUUUAAUUCUACAAAUAUACUGGAAAGACAUUCUCAGGUUAAGAAGACAUGGGCGGCGACUAGUCAGCGCCAUCCUUGCUCACCAUUCUUCUAUAUACUACCAUCCUGAUCGCGAUUUACUACUACCCCUUGCCACACGCUUACAAUCUCUUGUAGAAUCUCUUCUCCUAACCAGCCCAGAAAACCUGAUUAAUCCCGGGACUUGGUUUCGAUAUCGCGAUUCCCUAGCCGAAAUACCUGGGCCGAGUAAUAGCGAAACGAGAUUAAAUGCGUUCAAGUCGAUAGACUCACGUAACGACUAUUUAACGAGUUCCAAUGCUAAGUCGCAGCCUGCUCUCCGAAGCAUAGUAGUACAGCUGCUUGAUAGCAUGCACCGAACCCCCCUCGACGACACCAUCCCAAAAAAACUAUGGAAAGCUAGCGGGAACAAAUUCUCCAUCGUGAGAACUGUACUUGAAUGGUGUACUUCGUUAUAUCGACCUGGCAUCGCGAAGGUGUAUAUCGCGGCUACGCUCCUACGUUCGCCCUCGGCUGCCGAUGUUAACAUCACUCAAGCCAUCCUAGAUUUCCUCGACGCCGAUCCGCUUAGAGAACUUGCUCGCAAGCAACUUGUAUAUCAUCUCGUGUCCGAACUCACUCGAACCGACCAUUUCUCUGUUCCCCAGUAUAUCCAAUGGCUCAUAGCUAGGGGCGCUGUUUUAGAUCCUGUCGACACGGCUCCCGAUGGACCGUGUGUCACGAGACUUCUUGUUGAGCUUCCCGUUCACUCGCUCAACGAGUCAAUGGGUAACUUACGAGCAACCUUACUAAGAAGGGCAUCUUUUGCGGUUGAUGACGAGGCAAGGGACAUGUCAAUGGCAAUAAGCUGUGUCAAGACUACGCUUUCGAUUCCACUAGGCUCUGAUGACCCUUUAUUGUAUAGGAAACCUAUGAGCCUCAAAAAGCUAUCGAAGCGGAUCGAACUGAGCAGCCGCUGCUUGAAGACGACUGUUUCCUCAUGGCUCAGCAAUGAGUUUAUUGGGCAGCUUGCCCAAAAUUUGCAGCCACGUAAUGGGGGCGUUGAGCUCCCCAAACCUAAGUUCGAGACGGUUCGGACUCUCCUCGAAGCAAGCCAGGACUAUACCAUGCUCGAGAAUGUCAUAAGAGUCAUGACGCGAUACUCCAAUGCCGAACUCCUAGCGUGCUACGCCGAUACUAUUAAUCUCCAUCUACCUGUAUUCGCUGCAAUUGGGGCAGCCAAGUCGCUUUUCCAAACGCUCUACGAACGGCUAAAAGCUCUCUUAGAAGAGCAAGGUGUUGGAGCGCGUCCACUGCUCGCCUCUCUUGCUAAUUUGGCUCCGCGUUUGACCGGUUUGGAGGACGUGGCCACGCAAUUACAAAACGACUUGACUCGAUUAGACCGCAGCAGUGCGGCGGAUGCCUCAUCGCCGUUAUCUGAUAACAUGGCUACGCAGCUUCAAGACGCCGAGACAGAAUUGAGCGAGCAGAUUGAGAAGCUUGCCAGUUACACAAGCGCCGAUAGACCGACAAUGGAACGUUUGUUCUAUGCGAUCAUUAAAAAAUUGCAGGUUUAUUGGGGUAAAGCUGAUGAGCGACAACGCCUCUGCUGUAUCCUUCUCACGAGACUACGCGUAUUUGAUAUCCACCAUUUUGGCGAACUUAUGAGAAGCUGGGUUCAACAUAUUCGCAAGCUGACGAACCGACCCCCUAUUGGCCAGCUUUUCCCACCCCUCGUCAGCUCAGGUUGUCUGUCCCUCGCCAUUCUGUUUGCGACUGCUCCAAGGAGUCAGCUUCAAGCUACCCAAUUCCAGCCGAGCCCUGUUGGCUCUGCUUCUACCUACAUGCAAGAAAUUUUGCAGAUGUUGAUGAUGCCGUAUAGUCCGAGUACAGUAAUGACCUCCGAGGACUGCUACCGCUUUCACAUAGUCCAAGAUCGUGCUCGACGCGAACAUGCCAAAGAGAUCAUGCCCCUAAUCCGCGGGGCUCUGGCAGAGUACUCCGCCUCUCGUAAUCAGCAAGCGUCUAUCGCUCAACCACUCGAUGAUGAGCAGACCGAAGCCCAACUACUCGAACUUUUACGAGGCUUAGUUUUGGUCGACCCUAAUGCGGCGAGCCAGACGCUCUCAUUGAAAGCUCCUGAUCCGAAGUUAGCCGCACUAAUCGAGACUUGGACUACGAAGUUGCUGGUACCUCACGGUGGGGGUGGACAAAAGUCUUUUGAGCAGGUUCUGGAAUUAGCGAACGAGUUCACGUUGCCGUUUUGCCAAGUCAAAUUAUCUCUCAACUUGGCCACCGAUGAUUCGAACGGUCCAGAGGGCUCGGAGAAGCUUCAGUCACAGUUUGAACUGUUAUCCAAAGCAAUUGAUAAUGCCAUUGACGCAAAUAACAUCAUGUGGACGGGCAUGCUUCCCUCGCUGAGUCCUGAUAUCACACAGCACAUGAGAAACCGAGCAGAGUCGCGUUUUCUUGAUAUUAUUCCUUCUGCAAAGAACCCUCCCGAAGACGCUUCUUUCGAUAAGGAUAUACACAUGGCAGAGAAUUUAUUAACCGUCAUUGAUUCCAUAUUCCGCGGAGGAGCAGGCCCAAAGGUCACUCCGCUUUCGAGCGCUCUGGUAGACAAGAUCGGCGAUUUGUGGGAUAUCCUGGCCUCUAGGCAUGGUGCAUACGCUUCAUUAAGGAGCGCCGUACUUUCACACUGGCUCCCUUUGCUCUUCUCCUAUCUAACCCUCUUCACUUCCCCCCCCGCGAGUGCCAUAGACAUGUCGAAGCUUCCUGGCGGCGAAAUUCGUGCCCGGGCUUUGAUAGUUCUCGCUGGCCUGGUUCAGGAACUCGACAAUCAUCCAUCUUCCAGCCUCGGACAACAAGCCUUUGAUAUUGCACUCGCCCUUGCUGAUAGCCUAUCUGACGAGGCGCGCCAAUUAUGCGUGCGUGCGGUAAAGGAUGCCACAGCCGAUCCUCGAAUCAGGUACUUGUUCAGCUUUGCGCCAAACCCAGCAGAGGAUUUCAUGUUGGCACACCGUGAGAGACCUCCACCAGGGCUUCACGAAAGGAGAGCGAUGGCGAUGGGUAUGGGAAUGAGCAUGAUUCCCGAAAAGUUGACACCUUUUGUAUUCAGAAGGUGGGAGAUCCUCAACGAACCCACUCCGAACGUCGGCGAAAACGACACAAGCCUAAGCUUAACAUUAUUCGACUCGAGGAAGAUGAAGUAGCCUAUGUACCUUAUCUGGAGUUCGUACGCUCCCCUGCUCUAAAAUACCGCCUGGCUUAUGCCGAUAUGCGAUAGAAAUCAUAGACACUUAGUGAGCCAUCGAAGCGCUCAGCGAGCAAGCUUUUACGUAAUGGGCAUUUGGCCGCCCCCCUUUUUUUUAUCUACACGGUCGCACAUAAGUUCCGCUAUUCAAGCGAAUGGGUCCCUUGCUAAGGAUCCCGUUACAAGUCAUUU
Hypoxylon fragiforme is the source of this 5013-nucleotide messenger RNA. RefSeq lists its product as uncharacterized. The transcript is spliced from 3 exons. Gene Ontology annotation, molecular function: transcription coregulator activity. NCBI's taxonomy places the organism in Eukaryota, Fungi, Ascomycota, Sordariomycetes, Xylariales, Hypoxylaceae. Gene Ontology annotation, cellular component: mediator complex. The record is from RefSeq and is a predicted model, not a curated record. Gene Ontology annotation, biological process: regulation of transcription by RNA polymerase II. Bases 218 to 4780 code for a protein of 1520 amino acids.